Molecule: messenger RNA, 6179 nt
Organism: Schistocerca gregaria
Lineage: Eukaryota; Metazoa; Arthropoda; Insecta; Orthoptera; Acrididae
Product: cytochrome P450 9e2-like
Exons: 8
Coding region: 184-1758 (524 amino acids)
Molecular function (GO): iron ion binding; heme binding; oxidoreductase activity, acting on paired donors, with incorporation or reduction of molecular oxygen
Source: RefSeq, a predicted model, not a curated record
AGGAGAGUCUGCAGCGGCCUGUGGCGACAGCGGUGCCCUCCCCUCCCUUCCCCGCCCCUCCCCACCGACCUCUACAAAGUAACAGCCACUCCCCCAGCACCACGUGGCCAGCGGCCUGCGCUGUGGCUCAAUCGGCAGCCGGCCGCCGCCGCCGAACUUCGUUACUACGGAGGUGCCGCUGAGAUGGCUGCCGACUGCUGGUCGAUGUGUGUGUCAGCGGUGCUGGCCGCCACUUCGCUCCUCAUCUUGUGGUGGCGCCGCUACGUCGGCAGCUUCUCUGGCCGCGGCAUCCCGUACGCCACGCCUUUGCCUCUGGUGGGCAACAUGAUGGACGUUCUGCUCAACAGGAAGUCGGUGCCCGACGUCCUCGUCGACCUGUACCGUAAGAUGGCGCCGCACCCCUACGCAGGUGCCUUCUCGUUCAUGAUCCCUCUCUUGAUGGUCAGAGAUCCCGACCUGAUACGCGCCAUCACCGUCAAGGACUUUGACCACUUCACCGACCACAUGGAGUUCAUCAACGCAGACAGAAGCAAUCUUCUGUCACAGCGCAUGCUUCUUGCAUUGAAAGGAAAGGAAUGGCAUGAUAUGCGAACUACGCUCAGCCCUGCUUUUACUACGAUGAAAAUGAAGAAUAUGUUCACGCUGAUAACAGAGAUUGGACAGCAGGUCAUUGCUUAUUUAGAUGGUCAAACUGCCGAUUACGAAGUUUCCGCCGAGAAGGAGAAUUUGCUCACACUGGACAUGAAGGACUUCUUCACGCGCGUCACCAAUGACGUCAUUGCAACCACAGCGUUCGGUGUCAAAGUGGACUCGCUGUCGGAACCGCAGAACUCGUUCUACCGGAUGGGCCGCGAGCUCACCAACAUCAGACUGACGGCCGUCGGCUACCUGCUGUCUCCGAAGCUCAUGCAGCUUCUAGGAAUACCGCUUCUCGACCGGAGUGCAACAGAGUUCUUCAGAUCCAUGGUUAUCGAAACCAUCGAGACCCGUGAGAAGCAAGGCAUCGUUCGCCCCGACGUCAUCCAUUUGCUCAUGCAGGCGCGUCGUGGCGAACUGAACUCAGAAGACGCGGCCAAGGACGGAAGCACUGAACCCAAAGGAAAGCGUCUGACCAACGACGAUAUCGCGGCACAAGCAAUUCUGUUCUUCUUCGGUGGUUUCGAAACGGUGUCGACGGUGAUGACUUUCUGCAGCUACCUGCUGGCAACGAACGAGGACGUGCAGACGAGGCUGCAGCAGGAGGUGGACGGAUUCAUGAAGAAGAGCGGAUGGCGGCCCGACUAUGAGCAGGUCAUGGGCUGCCAGUACCUCGAUAUGGUGAUCUCCGAAACACUGCGGAUGUACACGCCAGGUGUGGCGCUGUACAGGGUGUGUGUGCGCCCCUACCAGCUGCCGGACACGGAGGUGUGCCGAGGAGUGGAGGUGCGACCAGGGGAGGUCAUCUGGAUCCCCGUACACGCCAUCCACCACGACCCAAAGUACUUCCCAGACCCAGAAACUUUCGACCCGGAACGCUUCAGUCCAGAGAACAAGCACCGCAUCAAGCCCUUCACAUACUUCCCUUUCGGCGCCGGACCCCGCAUAUGCAUUGCCCAGAGGUUCGCGCUGAUGGAGGCAAAGGUGGUACUCCUAUACUUGAUGUCCAAGUUCAGCUUCCAGGUAGUCGCCAAAACACCGGUGCCUCUGAAGAUACAGCCAAACAAGCUCAAUCUCUGUAUCAAGGGUGGCGCCUGGAUUGGCGUGCGGCGUAGAGUUUGAUCAGAAAAUUGUCACAUGUCGUUCCACAGGAAUGCGAGAGGGUAAAAAAAUCUGACAUUCUUGAAUUACUUCGAAAACAGUACUGUGUACACAUGGAUGCAAUAACUCAAGUUACAACUGUCUGUUAACCUCACAAAUAUGUGUCUGAUCACGUUAUACACUGGUCGAAAAGAAUGCAUUAUUUAUAUUGAUAUGUUAUUCUGCAACACACAUUUCCUUCUUUCCCUUCUCCACUUUAUUUUUUAAAGGGAACUAACACAAAAUUCACGUUUCCCGCCUCCGUAGGCGCCGUCUGCAACGAAUUCUUAUCAGUCGGUGAAGUACUCGGAGGUAGGCGGUUAGAAAAUUGUUGCUGAAAAACGUUUAGCACCAGUAUUCGAACAGCAAGGCUUGAAAAGAUAGGGGCAUAAGGCUUGUGAUCGCGAGACUACAGCGAAAUCCUGGGUUAAACGACAACGUCCUCGCGGGAGCAAUCACGACAUGCGGCACUGUUGACGAUCCGUCCUCCAGCCCAUUGUGCUUUCCGAAAGAAAUAAAACCCGUACCGGCACUGCGAUUCACUGUCCCCUUUGUCUCAUCGUCAUAAACAACAGAAACACGACUUUACAGUAUAAAGAAUGUGCGGUGUGCGCACUGUAAGACCUUCGGUACACACACCAUCAGAUUAUUUGACUUGUCGCUCUAUGCGAGUGUCAGCAAUAUGUCUCGUGGUCUUAUCGUGGCGUGUUUAUCUUCUGCCGAUAGGUCAGGAGAUAGAAAUGCCACUUGCACGCUUAGAGUAGUACAUUGACGGUGACCAACUUUAAACAGAACUUGAUUAAUUUUCACACACAUUUAUUAAAAUAAUAACAAGAAUAAAAACUACUUAACUUGGUUCUGGAUGCUAUUUACAAUUGACAAUUGGAAGUUCCUUUGGUCUUGGUACGUUAAUUUGAUCUCACACAUCUCUGAUGCUUGACGAAGCGUCUAUUCAUUUAUCUUCAUGGCUAUGUACAGGAAUAUGGUAAUCUUAUUAGGCGCAGAAUGAAACUUGACUACAGACUAACACAGACUGACUGAUCGGAGGUGUGUACACUCGUUAUAAUACCUCGUGCGUUCAGUUACCACUGCGCGAGUGUGAUCCGCGCUGUUGUGCUUAGGGGGUCCGCGCUCCAUUGGGAAAGUUGUGUAUGCGCUGACUACGCGGAACUACGUACACAAAAGAAUGUUUGUGUCAACUAGCGACAGCUAAAUACCUCGAAAACGACGCAUCGUACGAAAAAAAUGUUUUGGAUGAAAGAAAAUAUUAGUAAACGGGACAUCUAUUCAGCGACGUAUGGUCGAUACGACAAAAACUACAACCACUGGGAAGUGAGACAACGAGCAUCUCUGGACUUACAGUGAGUUUCAGCGCAGCUAAGUUUCUACCGAAGGCCGACGUGACAGCCGAGGCGUCCCCUGAAAAGAAUCGAGAGCCCAGUAUUUACAGUCGCGUGUCGGGCAGAAUUAUUCUGCCAACUGCUGCUAGGUGUAUCGAAUAGUAAUUCGUGAAGACGGUAUAUCGUCUGACCUACAAGUUGCCACAUUCUAACCACCCCUCCUGCUUGGGUGUCGCCAACGUGGUAUUUUCUAACGGAAAUCACCGAUUUUUUGUUGCACAUUCGGAUUAUACUCCUAAUAAAUACUUACGGUUUACUCAAACAGCUCUUUUCCAUUCGAGGUAAGUGACGCUGUAAUCGACAAAUAUCAGACGUCUCGAUUUUUGCAAUUACGAACCGAUGCAUUUGAUUCUACACUUCAUUUACUAUAUAAAUGUAAACUUUUAUUUUCUAACGGUAGAUAUUUGUGAAACUUCCUGGCUGAAAGGCAAAGGUCCCGAGUUCUAGUCUCGGUCGGGCACACAGUUUUAAUCCGCCAGGAAGUUUCAUAUCAGCGCACACUCCAAUGCAGAGUGAAAAUCUCAUUAUGGGCAGAUAUUUACGUUCGACAUUUACUUUAGCGUUACAAAUUUGAUUGUACAGUACAGUAUGGGUAGUUGCUUCAAUGUCUGUUUAGAAACUGUGCUUAGCAUGAUCCAGGAACAACGACGAGGAUGUAAUACUAUUCUGUUCCCAUUAGGUGGUUUUGCUGAGUCACUUACUCUCGCGUCAUUGGCGUGCUUGACUUUGGUGAGUAACCACGGCAGCUGCGGCUGUCACAGUCACUUCACAGAUGUUGUACCUCAUUGCUGUUGUUUUGAUAGCCUCGUAGAGACCAGCGCGAGAGUCACGGCAGUUGGAUGGAAACACACAGACGCGUCCCAAACGUGAGUGUUGCUUGGGGCUGGGCAACAGAGUUCGGAGAAAACGGGAAUAGUGGGUCAGUCUGAGUGAGAGAGAGUGUUCGCCUCACUAUGUUGUUCAAAUUUCCUUACUCCAAAAGGCAAGGAUUGGAAUUAGUACAGAAUGACGAACACUGUGACAGUUUUACAACUUUUGAGAGAAUAUCCUCAACCUAGGACACAGUUGCUCUAAAUCAGUUGUAUUCACGAAAGACCAAGCCUUUACACAGAGACGGUGUCUGUUAAAAUAACUUACCAGCACUGACUACGUUAGCACCCACGACAUGACACGCACGAGUCCUCAGCCACCCAGCUAGAACUCCAUCUGCUGUUCCGAGCUGCUGCAGUACUUCUAGCUCCCCACUUCCGCUACGACCUGCCCGACCUAUCUAUCCCCUACUCCUGUCACUCCAACUGCCGGGACUCUCUCCUUGGAGGGUCUGCAUCGGAGUUUUGAUCACUUUCCCUCUCGUCGCGCCAGUCCCUGACUUCGCAUUAUGCUGGAUGGCCCUUGCCAGCACUGCUUUUCAAAAGGUGCGUAGAGAGGGAUAGGGGGAGGAGGGGUGUGUUGCAUAUUCGUGUCCUGUUCCUGCUAUAGGCUCUUCAUGACAUAUGCGCCCCUUCCAGAUACUCUCUCACUUAUCCCCCUCUUAAUCUCCAAACCGUAUUUUAUGUCUUGCAGUGUUAUUUCUUAAGCGCGGCUGGCGUCUUUAUGGCGCCACCAGCUGAAAAUAUUUCUUUCUACGUGACUUGAGACAUCUGAUAUUUUGUGUAAGCCUAUUGUUGUGCUAUGGAGUUCACAACUGUCUGUCUGACCUGUAACUUUUCCUUUGUUAUGCUCGUGAAGCUUUCACCUGUUACUUACUCUUAAUACUUGGCUGUCACACCCGGGAUACAAGACAACACAUCGGAAUCAGUCACCCUGAUGGUGAAGUUCGAGGGUGGCCACUGAAAUCAAGCUUAUUUGCAAGAGAUGACGAUGUCUGUUCAGAUUAUUCGUACUGUUCCCCCACAUUUGUAAACACUCAUCUAACAUUUCAGCAUCAACAUCAACCGUUAGAACACAGAAGUAAAGGACAUGUAGAAACAGUUAACUGCAAAAAAAGUGCUCUUGAUAUUUGUGGAUUACAGCGUACAGCGCCAGCUACAACGAUUGGGAGACAAUGGUUUGAGUAAAUCGUGUUUAUGUUUGGCGUACAAUCUGGAUAUGGAGUCCAUUUGAAAAUAAGAAGUUGACCCCACCCAUGGAGGAGGGCUGGUACGAAAGUGGCCAGUUGCACGAUAUGUGUGCCCGUUACUGUAAUUAACUUGCCAUCUAGAACAUUUUCUUCGUACGAUGCAUCGCUUGAGAUAUUUAAUAGUCAUAAUUUAAAACAAAAACCCAGAAUACACUAUCAUUAUAGUCACUUGCACGAAACAGAUAGCCUUAACUCAUCCGGUAUUCGUUCUAAGUAACGAAAAUCAUAAUACUUGCUACAGACCGCAAUCUACACGAUUUUAUAAACGUCAACCGAAAUGUAUAUAAUACAGGUCGCACGUUGUUUCAAUAAUGCUGUGUCGACCUCGCGCACGGUACACAGAUCAGUCCCGAGAGGGCGUAACCGGGUUCGCAGUCUUCAGCGUGGCGCCUCAUAAUUACGAUCAGUCGCUAAAUGUGUGGCGCAGCUAACUUGAGCCUUGUUUUCCUUCCGCUACACGACUCACAAAUGCUCCGCUCCAUCCGCCAGUAGCUGUAUCGACCCCCACAGAGGGCGCCAAUGUGGGGGAGCACUCGCUACGUCCUCCAUCACCUUCCCUCCACCGUUCGCGGAUGAAGCGCACACACCGCUUCGGCCAGCAGACCGUCAGCUGUCGACCAGUUCCGGCUGCCCAAUAGUUACCGGCGGCUGCUGCAGUUAGGCCCAGUAGCUGCUCACACUUCAUCAUCCAACAGUCAGCGCUGAUUGUCAAGUUGUUCGCUUUCAUUCGAUGCUGAAUCACAAACAGUUUACACCUUUCCAGACUAAACAACUAUCACAUUAAUCAGCCGACACCAGUGUUCACAACUUUCAUUUCAGUGCCUCUCGUCCAGUGAUUAACUAUAGUGUAAUUUUAUUUUAAUAAAUGACUGUUACUACUUUCA